UGUGAAAUAAAGGGCUUCUAGCUGUCUGACAGGUGUCUUGGAAGAAACACAUGGUCUUACUCUUCUCAGGGACCUCUAGCAUGCUCUCUGGGUGCACAGUGCAUAUGGGCUGUAUACGCUGAUGCUCCCGGCUGGAGUCCUGUCCGGAUCUUCGAUGUUCAAGUGGCUCCUGGAUGAAUUAUUUGUUCUGUAGUUGCCAAGUCUUUAUGGUUUUGUAUGAUUCAGGGAUGGCUUUCAGCACCUCCCAGAACUCAUUUCAGGAGAGCCUUAAGCAAUGUAUUGUCUGUGCUGGGACAGGAGCAGGUCAUGCAUCGUUUUUCUUGGCAAAGUGUGAGACAAGGGCUCUUAGCAUGGAUUCAGAUAGAAUGAAGACAACUAGGACUAUCUAGAAAAUACACAGUAUGGUGACUCUUGGAGUAGAUGAACACAAAGACGCAGCAGCUGGUAGUGUGCCCAGUGCUAAAUAAGGAGGGGACAGCCUGGCCACUGUGACCCCAAUAUAGGUCACUUGCAUAAACAGAAUGGCAAUCUGGGACAAGAUGAAAAGCUGUGUGAGAAAGGGACUGGAAGACUUCCAAAUUAUUUUGGUUCACAGGUGUGGGCAUGGUAAAUAUUAUUGUGAUGUAACCUGGUCAACAUAAAAUUGCUUCUGAUCCCGUAAAGAAUAACGUGUGGUAACUCAGCAGUUACUUUAAUACAAGGAGUUAUGUUCUGUGAACAUUUUUUUUUUUUUAAUGAAAGUACAUCUGUUUAUAUACUGAUAUUAAUUAUUUACUUUGAAAGGCUUCAAGUGUUUUCAGGACGUUGUGCCAUACCCAUUGCUCUUCAGAUUAGAGACUCUAUUUUCAGCACACCAGUUGCUGACAGUACGUUGUGCCAGUACAUUGUCAGCAUUCAGUAAAAGUAGUAAUAAUAAAUUAAGCAGAACUGCGUAUCUCCAUAGAGAGCUGAAUAAGAGGCUCUCUAAGCAUACACAGAAAGUUUAGCCAAAAAUAAUUUUGAUUGAAUUGUUUGUAAUUUACAGAAAAGGAAAGUGAUUAGCAAUAUCCCAGGACCACUGCAGGCAUGGGAAGUGGUGCAGAUGCAUGGAUAACUAAGUAGACUUUUACUUGGAUUGAGAGAACUGUUAGCUGUGUCCCAGGGUUAUGGAGCCCUGCAGCUGGAGGUAUUAUGAUUAGGUGAGAUGUAAAUCUCAAAUCCUGACCAUUUGUAGCCAGUAGAAUUUAAUAGCUUCUUUUGUUUGGAGCAGACUUGCAGACCAACCCUAAUAACUUGCUUGAAUCCUAAUAUCAGGCAUAAUAAUUCCUUAUCGUUAUUUGGCUGAGAAAUUUUUAUAUUCUGAUCUAUGCCAGCCUACUCUUUGUGAACACUUUUAAAUAGCUGCUUUGUUCAUUCUAUUCAAAAGUAAAUGGUUCCUUUCUGAAGUUUUUCCUGUAGGAGAUAGAUGUUUGGAUUUGUACCCAUCACAUUUAGAACUCUGAGAUAAGAGGCUCUGCCCUUUUCACUGUGCAUCCUUCUACACCUGGAGAUGGAGUGACAGGUUGAUGAAACAGAAAUACAUGAGAAAUGAGUGUGCUGUGCUCUGCUGCCCAUAGCAUACAAGGUGAAACUGAGCAGGCACCAAGGGAAAAAAAGAAUGACUUGGCUGGAACAAUGGCUGUGUACCUCUUCUAGAUCCAACGAAGGGUGAGGAAGCUCCAAACUCAUCUCCAGCCUGUGUCUCUGGUGAGACCUCCUUUGAAUAUGAGGCAGGUCCUAAACACAGGGUAGUCCUCCAUGAGGUCACUUACUGUAUAUCAGGAUGAGGAGAGACUGUGACAAACUGCUGCUGCUGUAUAUACUUUUCAUCCUGGGCUGACGACAACUGGCUUUACAGCAAAACUGAAAUACUAAAUGAUCUGACUCUAACGUUCACAUGGACAUGAUUCGUUUCUGUGAGUUCAUUCUUCUAUUUAGAGAAGGAUAUUGCUACCCUCCCUUACGCACUGACACAGUUGCCAAAAUAACCACUCUUACUAACUGGCAGCUUUAAAAGCCAGCCUGCAGCUGACUUUGAAACAGAAGGUCAGCAGACAGAGCAACAGACUUCAGUUCAGAGCUUUAAUAGGAGCCAUUGACCACAGCAAAAGGCCUUGACUGGAGUGUCUAGAGUGUGCUUUGCACAGGCCAAAAAGUCACUUUCAUACUCUUUGAACCUUUUGUAUAAACCUAUAUAUAUUUUUCACUCUGUGGAUUUCAAGAUGAAUGUGCAGCCGUGUGCUAGAUGUGGCUAUGGGGUUUACCCUGCUGAGAAGAUUAACUGUAUAGAUCAGACAUGGCACAAAGCCUGUUUUCACUGCGAAGUAUGCAAGAUGAUGUUAACAGUAAACAACUUUGUUAGCCAUGAGAAAAAGCCUUACUGUCAAGCACAUAAUCCAAAAAACAAUGCGUUCACAAGUGUAUUUGAGACACCAAUAAAUAUAAAUGCAAAAAAACUAUCGGAAGUGGUAAGUGAGAUAAAAUAUCGAGAAGAGGGUGAACAAAUCAAAUCAGUCUUUCAAUGGGAUGUAAGGUCCAGAGAAAUUGAACCUGCCUAUAAAGCCCAACAGUUGGCCGCCCAGAAUGCUUACUAUGCUGCCUAUCAGGAGGGAAAAUCAUGGUACUCGGGAACAAUCCCAGAUCCUGAGAUGGUGAGGAUAACACAGGCACAGAAGACUCUGAGUGAUUUUCAAUAUACAGAAGAAUAUGAGCCACGGAGAGGCAAAGGCAGCUUUCCCGCUAUGAUCACUCCAGGUUAUCAGGUCGCUAAGAGAGCCACCCAACUAAGCAGUAACGUAGAAUACAAGCGGGGACAUGAAGAGAGAGUUUCAAAGUUCACCUCUGUUGUAGACACUCCAGAUAUACUUCAUGCAAAGGUUGGAGGACAGCUUUCAAGUAAUUUGAAAUACACAGAAGACUUUGAAGAACGGAUAGGGAAAGGCAGCUUUCCUGCUAUGAUCACUCCAGCUUAUGAAAUAGCCAAGAGAGCGAAUGAAUUAGCCAGUGAUGUAAAGUAUCAUCAAAGUUAUGAAAAAGAGAUCAAGGGAAAAGCCAGCCAUACAGCUGGAACAGAUGUUACUUUUGCAAGAAAAAAUGUAGAUCAAUAUGGCCAGGAUUAUAUGGAUGAGUAUGAAGAACGCAGAGGGAAAGGAAGCUUUCCUGCUAUGAUCACUCCAGCUUAUCAAAAUGCCAAGAAAGCAAAUGAAUUGGCAAGUGAUAUAAAAUACAAGAAAGAUCUUUCCAAGAUGAAAGGUGCAGCUCACUUUCACUCGCUAAAGGCUGAAGACAACUUAGUCCUUAAACAAGCCCAAAGUGUUAACAAGCUUGUCAGUGAGGUGGAGUAUAAGAAGGAUCUCGGAAACAACAGAGGCUACAGCAUGAACUACUGUGAUACUCCGCAAUUCAAGAAUAUGAGCAAGAUCUCAAAAUUCACCAGUGAUGUUAAAUACAAAGAAACCUACCAGAACCAGAUGAAAGGUCAUUAUGUAGGUAUUGGCAUGGACAAGCGAAUGCUACAUGCCAUGAAAGUUGGUGGCUUGGCAAGCAAUAUAGCCUAUAAAUCUGAUUACAAACAUGACGGUGUUGACUACAAUUACCCAGCUACUCUUACUCCUUCAUAUCAGACAACAAGGAAGUUGGUCCCUUUGAAAGAUGUAAACUACAGGCAAAGCAUAGACAAGCUGAAGUACAGCUCUGUUGCCAGCACUCCACAAAUUGCUCAAGCCAAAAUAAAUGCGCAGCAGCUCAGUGACUUGAACUACAGAGCCCAGUAUGAGAAGACAAAAACAAAUUACACUCUACCUCAGGACGUACCUCAGUUAGUCAAGGCAAAAGCCAAUGCUGAGUUAUACAGUGAGAUUAAGUACAAAGAAGGCUGGGAGAAGAGUAAGGGCCAAGGCUUUGAAAUGAAACUUGAUUCUCUGCCUUUACUUGCUGCCAAAGCUUCAAGGGAUCUUGCCAGUGAUAUUAAAUAUAAAGAAGAAUAUGAAAAAACAAAAGGAAAAGCAAUUGGAAGCAAAGAUUCAAGACUUUUACACUCUCUGCUGGUGGCCAAGAUGAGUAGUGAGAUUGCCUACAAAAAAGAUUUUGAGGAAAGUAAGACCCAUUUCCAUCUGCCGAUGGAUAUGUUAAACCUGAGACAUGCUAAGAAGGCCCAGGCGCUUGCUAGUGACCUAGACUAUAGAAAGAGACUCCAUGAAUACACAGUGGUUCCAGAAGAUAUGAAGACCAAAUGGGCAAAGAAGGCCUAUGGUCUUCAGAGUGAUCUUCGAUACAGGGCAGAUCUGAUGUGGAUGAAAGGAGCUGGGUGUAUCACAGAAGGAAGUCUUAAUAUACAACAAGCCAAAAAGGCGGGAGAUUUGGUCAGUGAGAAAAAGUACAGACAGAAGGCUGAUGCUCUGAAGUUCACCAGUGUGGCUGACAGUUCUCAGAUCAAGCAUGCCAAGAAAAGCCAAGAACUGCAAAGUGAUGUUGCCUACAGGUCAGGAAAGGAGCAGUUUCUUCAUCAGUACACCAUCAGCAAAGAUGAUCCUGUCUUCAUACUGGCCAAAGCAAAUGCUGCCAAUAUCAGUGAGAAACUCUACAAGAGUAGCUGGGAGAAGCAGAAGGAAAAAGGAUUUGUGCUUCGUCUGGAUGCUUUGUCAUUCUUGACAGCCAAGGCAAAGAGGGAUCUGGCAAGUGAUAUUAAAUAUAAGGAAGGUUAUGAGAAGAUGAAGGGUAAGCUGAUUGGAGUAAAAGCUGUGGAGGAAGAUUCGCAGAUGGCUCAUUCUCUUCAAAUGUCAAAGUUGCAGAGUGAUCUGGAGUACAAGAAGGCAUUUGAGGACACGAAGAAUCAGUUUCAGGUCUCCAUGGAUAUGGUUAACCUUGUCCAUGCCAAAAAGGCUCAGAAUUUGGUCACAGACAGAGGAUACAGGACAGCUCUCCAUCAAUACACAGCCCUGCCUACUGACAUGAAAGUGGCAUGGGCCAAGUGGGCUUACGGAUUGCAAAGUGAUAACCGAUACAGAGCAGAUUUGAACUGGAUGAAAGGAGCUGGAUGGAUAGCCACUGGGUCAUUAAAUGUGGAGCAGGCUAAGAAGGCAGGAGAACUCAUUAGUGAGAAGAAGUACCGUCAGCAUCCAUAUGCUUUGAAGUUUACCAGUAUUAAAGACACUCCUGAGAUGAUCCAGGCUAGAAUUAGUUAUAACCAGGCUGUGGAUAGGCUGUACAAAGAGCAUGGAGAGAGUGUAAAGCAUCAGUAUACACCAACAACAGAUCUUCCUGAAAUCCUUCAGGCCAAAUUAAAUGCUAUGAAUAUCAGUGAGAUUCGCUAUAAGGAGUCCUGGGGAAAGAUGAAAGACGGUGGCUAUCAACUGAAACUAGAUGCCAUCCCCUUCCAGGCAGCAAAGGCUUCAGGCAAAAUCAUAAGUGAUUACAAGUAUAAGGAGGCAUUUCAGAAAAUGAAAGGACAGAUGGUUGGCUCACGUGGCCUGGAUGGUGAUAUUCAUAUUGCUCAUUCAGUCCAUGCAGCAUCGCUGCAGAGUGAUGUGAAAUAUAAGCAAGGUUUUGAGGAUACAAAGACUCACUUCCACCUGCCACUGGAUAUGAUAAACUUGGUACAUGCCAGGAAAGCCCAGUCUUUGGUCAGUGAACAAGAAUACAGACAGCUGCUACACCAGUACACUUCUUUGACUGAUGAUGUGAGAUUGCGGUGUGCCAAGAAUGCAUACAAACUACAGAGUGAGAAUUUAUACCGGUCUGACAUGAACUUUAUGCGAGGAGUUGGAUGUAUUACUCCAGGGGCCCUAGAGAUUGAAGGAAAGAAGAAAGCUUCUGAACUCAUCAGCGAGAGUAAAUAUCGUCAGCAGCCACAUUCCUUCAAGUACACAUCGGUGACAGACUCUCCUGGCCUCCUUCAUGCAAAAUUCAGCAAUAUGAUUGCUAAUGAGCGCCUGUAUAAAGCGGCAGGAGAGGACAGUCAGCAUCACUAUACACCCACACUGGGUCUGCCUGAGUUUACACGGGCAAGAAUAAAUGCAGCCAACCUCAGUGACGCAAAAUACAGAGAAUCUUGGCAUAAUCUACGUGCUCAAGGCUACAAGCUGACAACGGAAGCACUCCCGUUCCAGACUGCCAGGGCCUCCAGAGAAAUUGCCAGUGAUUACCAAUAUAAACACAACUUUGUGAAGGAAAGAGGAAAGCAUAUUGGUGCCAGAAGUGUUCUGGAUGACACCAGGUUGCUGCAUUGCUUGCAUGCUGCCAAAUUACAGAGCGAACAGGAGUAUAAGAAGGGAUCCCAAGAAGUGUGGUCUCACUACCAUCUGCCCAUGGAUAUGGUGCAUCUCGUCCACGCCAGGAAAGCCCAGGCCUUAGCAAGUGAUCAAGAUUACAGAAAGAGACUCCAUGAAUUUACAGCACUCCCGGAGGACAUGAAGAUGAAGUGGGCCAAAAGAGCCCACAUGCUACAGAGUGAGCAUCGCUAUAAAUCAGACCUGAACUUCAUGAAAGGAGUUGGUUGGAUGGCUCUGAGAUCUCCGCAGAUAGAAAGUGUAAAGAAGGCUGGAGAGCUCAUCAGCGAGAUAAAGUACCGUCAGAAGCCAGAAAGUUUGAAGUUCACUGCUGUGGUUGACUCUCCAGAUUUGAUUCAUGCUAAAACCAGCUACCUCCAGUGCAGUGAUAGACUGUACAAGGCUGGAGACUCUGAAGCCAGGCACAGGUACACCAUGCCUCCUGAUCAUCCAGAUUUUAUCCGAGCCCGCCAGAAUGCACUUCAUAUCAGUGAUAAAUUGUAUAAAACAUCUUGGGAACAGACAAGGGCAUCUGGCUAUGAUUUUAGGAUUGACGCCAUCACAUUCCAGACAGCAAAGGCUUCAAGAGAGAUUGCUAGUGAUUACAAAUACAGGGAAGCCUUCCUGAGAGACAGAGGCCAGCAGAUUGGAUUCCUCAGCGCAAAUGAUGAUCCCAAAAUCAGGCAUGUCCUCAGAGUGGGGAAACUCCAGAGCGACAACCAAUACAGGAGUGGAUAUGCCCAAACCAGGGCACAGUUCCAGAGUCAGCUCAACCAGCCAGGAUUUCUCCAUGCUAAGAGAAGCCAGCAGCUUGCAAGCAAUGUUAACUACAGGCAGCCUAUGCACCAAUACACUUGUGAUCCUGAGCAGCUAAAUGUGAAGCAUGCAAAGCAGGCCUACAAGCUGCAGAGUGAUGUAAAAUACAAGUCUGACUUGAACUGGCUCAGAGGCAUUGGCUGGACUCCCCCAGGUUCUCACAAAGUCGAAAUGGCAAGAAGAGCUGCUGAGUUGAUGUACAUUCGGGAGAUGGGAUUGCAGGGUGCUUCUGCUCAGUAUGGACCUGCAGUUGACCAAUUGGAGAUGGAGGGAUCUCAGCAGGUCACAGUCAACCCCGAUGCUUCAGAAAUUCUGCAAGUCAAGAGAAGGAAAAUGCAGCUCUAUCAAAAGUAAACAGAAACAUGACAUAACACAAAUAGAUUUUCAUCUUGUCCUGCAAAUCAUGUAGCUUUUCUAGUUUUCUGGAAAGCACAAUAGAUGGCAUCUAAGAACUUUUUGUUUUGAAAAGCAGCCUAAACAUUGCAAUUUAUAACAUCUUUCUAUUUUUGUGUGGAUAUUUUAUCACUGUAUGUAUUACAAAAUCUGAUAUUUAUUUAAAGCUGUAAAUGAAAUUAGUACUAGGUGACUGGCAGGCUCACCUUUGUACUACAGAUGAAUUAACCUGAUUGGUAGAAUAUAAAAUAAUUUGUAAUGAAUAAAUCAGAUUAAUCUUAUUCCAUA
Molecule: messenger RNA, 7781 nt
Organism: Grus americana (Whooping crane)
Lineage: Eukaryota; Metazoa; Chordata; Aves; Gruiformes; Gruidae
Gene: NRAP
Product: nebulin related anchoring protein
Exons: 42
Coding region: 2241-7454 (1737 amino acids)
Biological process (GO): cardiac muscle thin filament assembly
Cellular component (GO): Z disc
Molecular function (GO): actin filament binding
Source: RefSeq, a predicted model, not a curated record